UAAAUGACUUCCACAUUGCGGUAAAGAACGUUACAAUUCAUUUAUCGUAUAAUUGAAAUUUCCAUCAAUCGCAAAGUUUUCUGCGAACAUGAGGCGAUUAAUAUUUUUUGUCUUCAUUAGCAUAUUGCUAAUGAAGAAUGUUACAUCAUCGAUCAUUCAAACAUAUCCUUCAAAUCUGGCAUGGUUGUUCGGUAUAAAUGAUCAAUUAGAUAAAAGCAAGGAGACGACACGGAAUAUAUGUAUAAAUCAGGAAUGCAAAAAAAUUGCUAAGGUAAUAUCAGAGAGUAUGGACAAAUCUAAGAAUCCAUGCGAUGAUUUUUACGAGUACGCUUGUGGAAAGUGGCCGGAACAUAAUCCUAUUCCAAAGGGAAGUCGUUCGUGGAGUUUAUUUCAUAUGCUUCAAGAUAAUGUAGAAAAACAAGUAAACGUUAUUUUGAAAGAAGAAUCCAAAGGAAGCGAUAUUUUGGCAUUAAAGCUUGCGAAAAAGUGGUAUGCAGUCUGCAUGAAUACUGAUGCGAUGGACAAGCAAGGACUCGAUCCAUUAGUUACCACUUUAUCGCGUAUAGGCGGCUGGCCGAUGAUAAUGGAUCCAGACGAAUGGGACGAGCAAGAGUAUAGUUGGCAAAAAGUGGACGAUCAAUAUGUGCGCUUGAUGGGAAGAAAUACUUUUCACGAUCUGCAUGUAAACAGAUAUCAUCCAAACAAGACCGUAGUGAUUGAUACUCCGCAUUUGCCUCCGGAUACCUAUAAAUUAUGGAUUGCAAUUUUGUACGAUAAUGAUGAAAUAGAAGACUAUGAUCUCAGUGACUAUGAUCUCAGUGAGGAUAGUCAGGAGCCUGGAAACGAAGAUGAUGAUGAUGAUGAUAAUGAUGAUGAUGAUGGCAACAGCGAGGACAAUGAUAUUAGUGAUGACGAUACAAAUGAACAAAAUGAAGAUAAAGGCACAAAGAAGAAAAUCGGCAAGAAAAAAUCCACGGAUAAGUUUAAUCAUCAAAGAAAAACAAAAACGCAACACAAUAAAAAGACAAAGAGUGGCACUCGAAUUCUUGGGAAGCAUAAGACGAAGAAACAAAGAGUAAAAAGACAAAUUAUACCGAGAAAAAUCCAUAGUAAACGUGCUCAGCAUCUUACUCAUCGUGAGAAAUUGCGGAAGAGUAAAAGAAAUCAUGUAAGAAAAGCACAACAUGAAGAAAGAAGAAAGGAAACUUUGGAAACGACGACAUCGCAAAUAAUUACGGAAGAAACGAGUGAUGAAGGUGAUAAAACAGCGCAGCAGGUAUAUGCUAAUUACAUUUCGGAAGUAGCUCGUGCUAUAGCUAAAGCGAGAGGCGCUGACGUCUCGGAGGAACACAUUAAUAAAGAUAUCGAAGAUAUGAUCAAGUUUCAGGUGAAACUAGCGCAGAUUACUAUAGAAUCUGAGGAGGAUGCUUUGGAGUUGACGCUUAACGAUUUUCAAGUGUGGUAUGACGAAAAGGAGUCUAAAAUCGCUAAUAGUAAAAUUGAUUGGGUGUACAAAAUUACGGAAUUAUUUGACGAAGCUCAUGUGUCCGUGAAUGGUGAUUUAAAUCUAGAGGUUCAAUCACCAGAUUAUUUUGAGGCUCUUGUUUCUUUGUUGGACGAGACAUCGAAACGAACGAUCGUGAACUACAUACACUGGCAAUUUCUGAGCACAAUGAUAGAGGCUACUACGAGUGAAAUGAGAAACUUAUAUUACACAUGGGAAAAAUGGGAAAUAUCGGAAUCUGAGGAAGAAGAAGAUGAUGAAGAUGAAGAAGAUGAUGAAGAUGAAGAAGAGGAAAGCGAAGAAGAAUGGAGAGAGUCCCAAUGCAUGAGUAAAUUAGAAUUGCAUGAUAUUCUAGCGUACGAAUAUGUUAAAAGACAUUUCUCAGACAAUAUUACGAAGACUGCAGAAGAUAUGGUCGACGAUAUACAAAAGGAAGUAGAAUAUCAAAUUAAAGAAUCAGAUUGGCUGGAUGAAGAUACUAAAGAUUAUGUUUUCGGGAAACUAGUGAACAUGAAGAAAUUUAUUGGAUAUCCAGAUUGGUACCGAAAUAAUACCAUUGUUAAACGAUAUUUUCAAGGACUCAUUAUUACCAAUUCGUAUUAUGAGAAUACGCUUAGCUACUUCAGAUAUCGUAAAUGGAAACAGCUACGACAGAUAAAGCAAAAGGGCGAUGAUGAUGAUGAUGAUGAUAUAUGGUGGAUGAGCCCUUUAACAGUAAAUGCCUUUUUCUCCCCAUGGUCGAAUGCUAUAAGCCUUUCGGCAGCGGAUUUCCAGAGUCCAUUUUUCGCUUAUAGUCGGCCACAAGCUAUUAAUUAUGGUAUUGUUGGAGUCAUUAUGGCUCACGAAGUUAAUCAUGGAUUCGAUGAUGAUGGAAUCACAUAUGAUAAGAACGGUAAUCCUGCCGAAUGGUUAUCUAUAAUGUCUCAAGAGUACGGGAAAAGAGCAAACUGUUUUGUAGAACAAUUUAAUAAUUAUCCCAUUGAAAAAAAUUCAAAUAAAACAAUACCGGACUAUGGCAAUCAAACAUCAGGUGAAAAUAUCGCGGAUACAAUGGGAUUACAAGCAUCAUUUAGAGCUUAUCAAAGGAGGGAACGAGAGUGUGAAAAACCGGAUACCGUAUUGCCGGGUUUGGAAGAAGUCACCAAUGAUCAGCUCUUCUUCCUAUCAUUUGCCAAUGUGUGGUGCGAAGCUACUAUCAAUUCGGAAGCUGCUGAGAUAAGAGCCAAGAUGGACGUACACAGUCCUGGACGUUUAAGAGUGAUAGGUUCUGUUUCAAACUCAAAAGACUUCGCCAAGGCUUUCAAUUGCCCUGUUGGUAGUGCAAUGAAUCCCGAAAGUAAAUGCAAUAUCUGGAAGUAAUGUAGAAAUUAUAAUAAGUCAAAUAUUUGAUCAAUAUGUAUAGAAAAAUAUUCGACAAAAAUGUUUUAUCCACUUAUAUCGAUGAAUAAACUGACGCACAUCUAA
Molecule: messenger RNA, 2968 nt
Organism: Camponotus floridanus (Florida carpenter ant)
Lineage: Eukaryota; Metazoa; Arthropoda; Insecta; Hymenoptera; Formicidae
Product: membrane metallo-endopeptidase-like 1
Exons: 18
Coding region: 89-2863 (924 amino acids)
Biological process (GO): protein processing
Cellular component (GO): plasma membrane
Molecular function (GO): metalloendopeptidase activity
Source: RefSeq, a predicted model, not a curated record